Molecule: messenger RNA, 2651 nt
Organism: Lampris incognitus (smalleye Pacific opah)
Lineage: Eukaryota; Metazoa; Chordata; Actinopteri; Lampriformes; Lampridae
Gene: hinfp
Product: histone H4 transcription factor
Exons: 9
Coding region: 352-1845 (497 amino acids)
Biological process (GO): regulation of transcription by RNA polymerase II; anatomical structure development
Molecular function (GO): RNA polymerase II cis-regulatory region sequence-specific DNA binding; DNA-binding transcription factor activity, RNA polymerase II-specific
Source: RefSeq, a predicted model, not a curated record
UUGGUCGACGUCGUGGGGCCGUUGGUUCUCUCGGGCUGAAGUUUGCUUAUUGGCACCGAUUUUGAACUAAAUAGCGGAUUUAAGUUGCCAAGUUGUCGGCUAGCCUGCGAUAACAUGCUAGCGCCCCGGUAGUCACCCGGGCGACGAGAAACACGCUUGUUCCAGCGGGCGGGACUGACGCCGGGCCGCGGGGAGCGUUAGCUGGCGUCCCUGAAGCGGCAUCAGGCGGUGAUGGUCAAACCCGAACAGGAGAGAAGAAACCCCCUCCCCAGUCGUUGGUAGCCUCGCGUCGACCACGUCUCGGAGUCCGCAGCUGGAUGAGGUCGGCUGUGACGUGUCCGGUCCACGGAAAUGCCGCCAAACAAACGGAUCCAGAAAAAAACGCCGCUCGAGCUGGAAUGCGAAUGGGGCUCGUGUCAAGAGUCCUUCAGCCGCAUGGAGAGCUUCUGCAAGCACGCGGAGGGUCACCUCAAAGCGCUGAGCGCCUCAGAGGAGGAGGACGACGAGGAGACCUUGGGUGAACACAACUGCCUGUGGAGAGAUUGUGGUUUCUGCUCUGUGGAAGGUCCUGAGGAGCUGCGACGUCACUUAUUCUUCCACUGUUACCACACUAAGCUCAAACAGUGGGGUCAGCAGGUGCUUAAUUCUCAGCCCAGCAUUGGUACCUGCUCCAUUGGCUACCAGAACCACAACAUCAUCCCUGAAAUCCCAGACAACUUCACCUGCUUAUGGGAGGAGUGUGAGCAUGCCCCAUAUGAGAACCCUGAGUGGUUCUACCGCCAUGUGGAGAUGCAUAGCCUGUGUAUAGACGUACCAGUUGGUGACAGUGAAUGCUUGAUACGCUGUGGAUGGAAGGAUUGUGAAGCCACCGUUAAAGGGCGUCCUAAACUGCGCGAGCAUCUUCGUAGCCACACUCAGGAGAAGGUGGUGGCGUGUCCAGGGUGUGGAGGAAUGUAUGCUAACAACACAAAGCUCUUCGAUCACAUCAAACGACAGAGUGCCAUGGAAGGUCAGAGGUUCCAGUGCUCUCACUGUUCCAAACGUUUUGCAAUAGAAAGGCUACUGAGAGACCACAUGAGGACCCAUGUGAACCACUAUAAAUGCCCCCUGUGUGAUAUGACCUGCCCAUCACCGUCAUCGCUGCGGAACCAUAUCAAGUUCCGCCACAGUAACGAGAAGCCAUACAGCUGUGAAUACUGCGAGUACAGUUGUAAGAACCUGAUCGACCUGCAUAAACACCUAGACACCCACAGCAGUGAGCCUGCAUUUCGCUGUGACGUUCCUGGCUGUGACUUUAGCUCCCGUACCCUCCGCACCAUGAACAUUCACCACAAAAGAGAACAUGAGGGGGAUUUUGUGGCUCGGUACAAGUGUCAUGUGUGUGAUCAGUGCUUCACUAGGGGCAACAACCUCACAAUCCAUCUGCGCAAAAAGCACCAGUUCAAAUGGCCCUCUGGGCACCCCAGGUUCAGGUAUAAGGAGCAUGAAGACGGCUUCAUGCGGUUGCAGCUAAUUCGCUACGAGAGCGUGGAACUGACGGAGCAGCUGAUGAGGGAAAGACACGAUCGACAAGGGGAUGAGGAUGCGGGCGAGACAGAGGGCCUGGGGCUGGAGGAAGAGGCUGAGGUGGCAGCCCCCACAGAGAUGCCAGCGGAGCUGCGAGGAGUACUUUUGGAGGAGGAGGAGGAGCAAAGGACAGAGGAGCAGACCAGGGAAAGUGGGGAGGGGGCUCAGGAAGAGGGGAUGUUCUACGUUCUGACUGAAGACUUGUCCCCAGCAGGGGAAGACACUGUCAUACUGCAGCUUCAGGACACUGCCAAGCAGCUGGGGAUGCAGGUGGUUUGACAGCCACAGAAGCCCAAUAUACAUACACAGAGAACUCUGUCUUCAGCUGGGCCAUUACAGACACGAUGAUGGUCCAUCUUAAUUGGAAACCUAUAUUAGGUGAAACACUUUUGUUUAACGUGGGUUUUUUUUUCUUCUCUGAUUCAGAGACUGUAGAUUUACUUUUUCAGUUUUCUACUCACCCGUUUCCUUGUGACAAAGUCCAGAUGUUGGGUUGUACUGCAAAGCAAGUUUUUGAGUUUGCGAGGGUUGUUCCAAAUUUUCUGUCAAGUCCAAUUACUUGCCUCCUCUUGGACAAACCUGAAAACUCAAAACAGCCCAAAGAUUGGAUUGUGAAUAUGAUUCAGCCAAACCAGUUGAAUCCUGGCUUGCUGGUUAAGUGAUGCACUUUGCCUGAGAAACAAAUGUGAUUUUUUUACUUCUUUUUUUUUUUGGUGCCUAAUCUACAACUUUAAUGCAGCUCAUGUUGAAACGUUUGCAUAAUUCCUAUUGGAGAUUGUUUUUGUUAACCUUUAUCAAUUGAUUGCUGAAUUAUAAUGCAUUACACACUAUUAUUGCGAAAGAUGCAUGGCCCCUAAAACUGUGUUGGGUAUUCUUGGUCUUGGAAGAAACCGACCUAAACAGCAGACAUACAGUGGCAGAAUUUUAAGAUUAUUUAUCUGGAUGCCUUGAGAGAAAGAACGAACCUACCUCAAAACAAGCAUCUGCCUUCAUUUGCAAAGGCAUACCAGCCUAUUAUAUGCCCCUUCUCCCAUUUGGCAGGAACCAACCUAAGUUUCAACUCUGUCAUGUCUUGCUGCCCAUAC